Molecule: messenger RNA, 3727 nt
Organism: Mobula hypostoma (lesser devil ray)
Lineage: Eukaryota; Metazoa; Chordata; Chondrichthyes; Myliobatiformes; Myliobatidae
Product: sodium-dependent phosphate transport protein 2B-like
Exons: 13
Coding region: 176-2164 (662 amino acids)
Biological process (GO): intracellular phosphate ion homeostasis; sodium-dependent phosphate transport
Cellular component (GO): brush border; vesicle; apical plasma membrane
Molecular function (GO): sodium:phosphate symporter activity
Source: RefSeq, a predicted model, not a curated record
UUUAAUUUGCCACCUGCUGGAAUAGUGUUCACGAAAACUAUGGACCUCCACGUCAACUCUGGUCGAGGGAUUAGCUGAUAGAAAAUGCAGGAACGGAAGGGAAAAUCUGGCUCAUGCCAACUUCCAGUUGGUCUGUCCCGAAACAAACUGAACAUUUGAAUGCUGCUCCUUGCAGAUGACCAUGGCCCCACGGACUGAAGCGGAGGGCUCGCAGUGCAGUUCAGGAACCUCUGACCACGGCGAUGACUCCAAGUCGAGAAUGAACGGGGCCUCCAACGGACCGGUGUUGCUUCCCACUUAUUCCACCAUCGCCCUGGUGGAGAAUGAGCCCGAGGAUCCCUGGGCACUCCCUAGCCUCGAAGAUACCGGCGCCAAGUGGUCAGAACUCAGCCCCAAGAAGAAGAUGUUUCGAGUACUGAUCGCGGUGUUGAAAAUCCUCUCACUUAUUGGAUUUCUCUACCUCUUCGUCUGUUCGCUGGACAUUCUCAGCUCGGCUUUCCAGCUGGUUGGAGGUAAAGCCGCUGGAGAUAUUUUCAAAGAUAAUGUGGUCCUGGCAAACCCUGUUGCUGGCCUGGUGAUUGGUAUCUUGGUCACGGUCCUAGUUCAAAGCUCGAGCACCUCGUCUUCUAUAGUAGUCAGCAUGGUGUCCUCAGGCUUGUUAGGAGUGCGAUCAGCCAUCCCAGUGAUAAUGGGAACCAACAUCGGUACCUCAGUGACCAACACCAUUGUGGCCUUAAUGCAGUCUGGUGACCGAAAUGAAUUCAGAAGGGCCUUUGCAGGUGCCACUGUACAUGAUUUCUUUAAUUGGCUCUCAGUGCUAAUCCUGCUGCCAAUCGAAGCAGCUUCUGGCUAUCUAUACCAUCUCACUGGUGCUAUCGUCAAGUCAUUUGAUAUCAAGAGUGGUGAAGACGCUCCAGAUCUGUUAAAAGUUAUUACUGAUCCUCUCACAAAGCUUAUUGUACAGCUGGACAAAUCUGUAAUAAGUGAUAUUGCAACGGGAGAUCCAGCAGCAGCAAACAAAAGUCUCAUCAAAGAAUGGUGCAAGACCACAACUGAGCUGGUUGAAAAAAAUGUGACUGUCCCCAGUACAUUCAAUUGCACGUCAUUUGAAUUGUGCUGGAGUGAUGGCAAUAAAACCUGGACUCUGAAAAAUAUAUCAGAAACAAUAAAUAUUGAAAAAUGCCAGCAUCUAUUUGUGAAUACAACCAUUUCGAAUUUAGGAGUUGGUCUGAUCCUUCUUGUAGGCUCUUUGCUAAUCCUGUGCAGCUGUUUAAUACUUAUUGUCAAGCUUCUCAAUUCCAUGUUAAAAGGACAGGUUGCUACAGUUAUCAAAAAAAUUAUUAAUACAGAUUUCAGAUAUCCAUUUGGCUGGGUAACAGGAUAUAUAGCCAUUGCUGUUGGUGCAGGAAUGACUUUCGUUGUUCAAAGCAGUUCUAUUUUUACCUCUGCUCUUACUCCAUUAGUUGGAAUUGGUGUGAUUAGUAUUGAGCGAGUCUAUCCUCUUACACUGGGUUCCAAUAUUGGUACUACCACAACUGCUGUUAUAGCAGCUCUUGCCAGUCCGGGAGAAACAUUAGCUAACUCUUUACAGAUUGCUUUGUGUCAUUUCUUUUUUAAUAUCUCUGGAAUCAUCAUUUGGUAUCCCAUACCAUUCAUGCGCCUGCCCAUUCGUCUAUCCAAAGCACUGGGAACAUAUACCUCCAGAUUCAGGUGGUUUGCGGUUAUCUAUUUGAUUCUGUGCUUCCUGCUGCUCCCUCUGAUUGUAUUUGGACUGUCAGUUGCUGGUUGGCAGGUUCUGACUGGAGUAGGUGUUCCUGUUUUAGUGUUUAUAAUCAUUAUAGUUAUUAUCAAUAUUAUGCAAAGGAAAUGCCCAAGAUACCUGCCAAAGGUGUUACAAACAUGGGACUUUCUACCAAUCUGGAUGCAUUCCUUGACACCAUGGGACAGAAUUGUACAGCAUGCUAUGAGAUGUUGUUCUACUCGGUGCUGUGAUAAGUGUGGAUGCUGUAAGAAGAAUGAUGAGGAAAGCCUUGACCGAAUAGAAAGGCAAACCAAAUCUUUUGAGGUUUAUGAAAAUUCAGUAAAUUUAGAGAACAAGAAACAAGAUAUUAAGACAUCCCUACCUGUAGAAAAUGAAACAAAAGUUAAUUCAACAGCUAUGUAGCAACUGAACCACUGAAUCACUUAAAUGCGCCUUUGCAAAGUGGUGCAUUUUUUAGAAGAUUUAUCCAAUUUGAGUUCCUGUCACUUCUGGUAUUCUGAAUGGUUAGUGCUAUUAACAAUAUUUCUGGUAGAAGUGAUUCUUUCACCAAUUCACAUUGUCUUGUAUUCAAUCAUUGCCGUAAGUGCAAACCUUCAUUAUAGCAUAUAUGAACAAAUGUGUAAAUUGGUGUUCGAAUUUCAAUGUGUAGCUUUAAAAAGGUACAACUUCUUUACCCCAGGUGCUACUUGAAAAGUGUUGACAGAAAUGUUCACAGUUUUUUUUUCUGUGCUUCCUUGUUGAUUUGUAUUUAGCGGAAGAUUUGUAAUUUCAUGGUGCCAAAGAAUUCUCCCCCAUUUGUGGAAAAUAAUUUCAAAAUACACUUGUCCGGAUUAAAUACAAGUUCCAAAAGGUAAGGGAUGGUGGGGGGGGGGGGAGGGAGGCGGAACCUUCAAUAUUUCUCGACUGAUUGAAAGAAAUAGUUGUUAAGGAACGGUGAGCACUCAUGUUGGUCUUCAAAUGCUACUGAGGUAAAAUUGUGCUUUUAUCUCUCAUUGUAAAUGCCACUGGUUCUGCCCAAUUUUGGCACGUUUGGUUUUCUUCGCUUCAGUGGAAGUGAAUGUGUAGUUGUUGAGUAGAACGAGAGGCAGACACACUAGCAACCAGAGGUGGAUUUCUGCCCCACAGAGUCAUUCAGUCUCAAGAUUGGGGUUCCAGAUAUAAAUUACUGAAGGUCAAGUUCAAAUUAUUUAUGGUACAUCAAUUCUGUUGGAUGGUAUUAUAAUAAUCAUUCUUGCUUGUGGAGUUCUCAAUGAAUUGUUUUAUUCACUUCCAAGUUUUGACAAGUUGAAUUAGAUCAAGGCAAUGAAAAAAUAUGUUACCAGUUUGAAAUUCUUCCAUCACAUGUCCAACUAGUGAUUUCACUUUUGGGGAUUCAAUAUGGUACUGGAAGCUACAAAGUUGAAUCAGAAUAUCACUAAUAUGCCACUUCCUAGAUAUUUUGAAGUGGUGAUGAAUAAGGGGCAUUCAAACAAGGCAGCAUGAACUUUUUGGCAGAAUGUGAAAUUCCCAGCUGGAUUUCAGUUGUAUUACCAACUGAACUUCUGAAUUUUUUCAACAGAGAUAAAUGCAGGUCUGUGGAAUAAUUCAUCUCUGGGCCAAGCAAUGAUUGGCAGGGUCAUUCCUAAGAGAUGGAAGCUCAGCCCAUGACAGCCAAGGGAAGUGUGGUAUUUAUUAAUGGUAGCAGAACUGGCAGUGAGAAGGCUAAGGAAAGUGAAAUAAUGUAUAAAAAAUGGACUCCCCUAAAUUGUAAAUUUGUCAGGAGACAUUAAAGAGGCUUAUAAAUACUUUUAUUAUUUUUUUAUAAAAAAUAUAUAAUUUAUGUAUUGAAUGAGUAGUUUCCUAAACGUGCACUAACAUGUUAGUUUGAAUAAUGGAUGUUUGUGUAUAUAUUGUUACUUAUUUUUCUAUUGUAUUGUAGAUUUUAAACAGCAUCUAAUGUGUGAUUUAAAAUAUACAUUAAGUACA